This is a messenger RNA of Teleopsis dalmanni, 8124 nucleotides long. It is a transcript of the gene l(3)80Fj, whose product is annotated as eIF-2-alpha kinase activator GCN1. The transcript is spliced from 4 exons. The record is from RefSeq and is a predicted model, not a curated record. The coding region runs from base 82 to 8055 and encodes 2657 amino acids. Gene Ontology annotation, molecular function: protein binding; protein kinase regulator activity. Gene Ontology annotation, biological process: cellular response to amino acid starvation; regulation of translation. Gene Ontology annotation, cellular component: cytosol. NCBI's taxonomy places the organism in Eukaryota, Metazoa, Arthropoda, Insecta, Diptera, Diopsidae.
CUUUUCUUAUCACUCCACUAUUUCACCAAAUAUGUUCUACACAUUUUGUACUGAAAUAUUUGUCAUUACAUUGAAUGAAAUAUGGCAGAGUCGGAGCUUGUGGUAGCACUAAAGGACUUACCCAACAGGGCAUUAAAUGUUCCAGUUACAGAACGACAGUUGUUAUUCAAAAAUGUUGCGGCAGUGUUAUCGAAUCCCGGAGUCAACUCAGCUACGAUUAAAGGAAUAUGUAAAGUUAUUGCUACAACAUUAAUUAAAUACAAGGAUCCCCCAUCUCAGUUAAUUAUUAGAAACUUAAUAGUCGACAUGCUGAAAACUGAUGUUGUUGGAGACUUCACUGUUGAGCAUUUAAAUUCUAUUUUUAAAGUUUUAGCUCUCAAAGAAUUGCCGAAUGCUCCUCCAUUAAAAGCAUCAAAGGCUGCUGUAAUUGCAUUGGGAUGGACAGUGUUAGUAAUGAAACAUUCUAGUCCAGAAUCUAAUGUUUUAAAAACAGAAUGGUCGCGUUUACUUGAUUACCAGUCACUUAUAUAUCAAAUAACUCUGCAUUCCAAUAGCAUACGAAUACAUGAAACAACACAGAAAAUGUUGUUCGAUUUAUGGCGUGAUGAAAAUUUAUUUCAGAACAGUUUUAGCCACAUGUUGGAAAAAGAAUGUUCAAAUAAUGUGUUAUUGUUUUUAAUGUUACAUUUGCAAUUCAAUGACCGUGAAAGAGAUACACAUCUAUUAGAUACACACAAAGAAAAAUUCAUUAAUUAUUUUGUUAAAAGUAUAAUAUCAACAAAAAUCAAGCCCCAUAAGAAUUACAUAUUUACAUGUCGACCACUCUUAAAAACUAUACACAAAACAGAGUUUGAAAAUUAUAUAUUACCACCUCUUCAAAAAGCAAUGCUCAGAAGUCCUGAACUUAUUUUACAAGCCGUUGGAUUAAUUGUUCAGGAAAUUGAUUUAGAUUUUAGUCCAUAUGCAGACUUGUUUGGAAAGGUGCUAAUUCAAAAUUUGUAUUCUAAAGACGAAGUAGCGCGAAAUGAAUCGGUGGAAUCACUUAAACAAAUUGCACAGAAGUGUUCCGAGGAAAAUGCAAUUUUAACGUUACUAAAAAUGAUAUUUUCAAUUUUAAAUGGUAGCGAUGGGAAGAUUACAGUUGCAGAAUAUCGUUUAAACUUGUUACAGGGUGCCGGAAAUUUAAGUUUCAACUCUAUUCCUAAGGAAAAUUUUACAAAAAUCAUAAAUGAAGUAAUUGAACUUUUUUCAAAGGCACUUACUAGUGAGAUUCAGGAAAAAGUCUUAUGUCACACUUUAGAAAUGUUUAGCUUAUGGUCCAUGAAAUUUUCUCAGGAACUUCCGACACGUAUAACUGAGGUAUUUAAAAAAGGAUUGGAGCUUAAAACAACCACACAAUGCGUACGCCUUGGGUAUUUACAGUGGCUUUUAGCAUCUCUACACAAUUCAUCAUUACACAAUAAUGCCAAAUUUACUCCGCUUCUGUUGCAGAUUUUUGAAAAAGCUAUACAAAAUACCAAUCAAGUUCUAAUUACUUGUGAAGCUAUGUGUGCUGCCUGUACUAUAUUAUUAACAGAAAAACAAAAUGGCGAUACAAGUCUCAAUAAUUUUUGGAGCACAAUAUUAGAUUUAAACAAACAAAUAUUCUUUAGUGAGCGGUUUUUAUAUUCAGCUCCUGCUGAUACCUUAUGUUACAUAUCUUUACUUGCUGAAAGAUUGCUGAAUGAUUACUUUCACAAAUUGAAAGGACCAACAGACUUAAUUUUUAAAGGUAUUGUUCAUUGUCUGACAUCGAGCUCUACCAAAGUACGUAACUAUGCGAAAUAUUUAAUACCGAAAUUGAUUAGUGGCACAAAUGGAGUACAAUUUGUUAAAAAAAUUUUGGAAGAAUUAGAAAACUGUGUUGAUGUUGUUAAGAUAAGUUACGAUGGCGAUAUAACGAACGAUGAAGGUUUAACUCCAUCAUAUGUAUUUGUUGAGAUAAUCGAAGAACUUUGCAAUUUUGAAGAAAUAACGUUUGCCGAUGCUCAAAUACUAGCUCUACAAUCUCUUAAUGUUUGUCAUCACCCAGCUGUAGUUAGUAAUGAAUCUGAAAUGUGGGAAAAUAUUUUGAAAUUGAAAUUAAACUUAGAUCCUAAAGUUUUUGUGUCAUUAAAUUCUAAGCAAAUUAAAAAUUUAUUAAUUGAUAAUUUUAAAGAAAAAGAUACGUAUAAAAAUGCUGCAGGAACAAUUGUACGACUCAGUCCAGAUGUGAUGUUACCAAUUCUAAUGUCAAAAAUAAUUACGGAUCUUAACGAUCCAGAUAUGAUAAAUGUAACCGAUAAUGAUUAUUUUACGUAUCUUACACCUAAUGGAGAAUUAUAUGACAAAAGUGUUAUACCAAAUAACGAGGAUAUUUAUUCCACAGUGGGUUUAAAAAGGGAAAACAAAGUCUAUAGUUAUAAAGAACAACUUGAAGAGCUUCAAUUACGUCGUGAAAUUGAAGAAAAACGCAAAAAAGAAGGCAAAGCAAAACCUUCACAGCUAACCCCAAAGCAGCAGGAAGUUAUCAAAAUUCAAACAGAAAAAGAAAAUUUAAUUAAAGAACGCUUGUCAAUAUUAAAAAAUAAAUUGAAUACAUUGAUAACAAUGUUAGAAGCCGCAUGUUUGGGAGGAGCAAAACAGGUUUCAUUACAUUUUGCAGAUCUAUUACCUUCAGUACUUAGGCUGUUAAAGUCCCCACUUGCAGCCGAACCACUUUCGAAUUUAUAUUUUUUCCUUCACACUACAUGCUUUAAUAAUGAAAUGGAAAAUUUGGGCCACUCACUUGCAGUGACUACAAUAAGACUUGAAAAGCCCCAUUGUGAUUUAAAUAAUGAAUGGGUUAUAAAGGAUUUAAAUGAUUUGGUGAUUGAUACGUUAAUACUUCUUUAUAAGUGUACUGUUGGGAGAAGUAAUGAAUGCUCAAGUGACAACCUAGAAUUUGCAUUACUUGCACCUGCAUUUGCCUUUGCUUUUGAAUUUUUAAAACGAGCUUUAGCCUUUAAUUGUAUAACUGCAAAGGAAGAAUACCUGGUAAUGGCUAUUGAAAUUAUUGAGUACCAUGCACAAAUAAAAGGAGAUACAAUAUUUGGCGAUGUGUCUGACUACAGACAUCCGAAAUAUAUGCCUCAUAUGGAAAUGUUUAAGGUACUUCUAGGGUUAAUAUCAAAAUAUCGAACUAGAGUUCAAACUAAAUCAGUGUGCGCUCUUUUAGAGGUAGCGAAGAUAUGUUCAGGUGAAGAUUACUGUGUAAUGGCUGCAAAAACAGAAAUUGAGUUGUUUCUUGAUGCGUUGCAAAGCCCUUCUGAGGAAAUUAGAGACGUUGGCUUGCGUGCCUUAACUAUAAUGGUUAAAGGUUUACAAUUUCAACAGAAGCAGAAUGAAGAAAUAUGUACGCACGUGUCAUGCAGAUUAUGGAUUGCAAAAUUCGACAUUUCUGAAUCAAAUCGUAUUUUAGCGAAUAAACUUUGGGAAUUAGCAGAUGUGGAGUUACCUGAAGCUGAAGAACUUCUUGAUGAUAUUAUACACCCUGUGCACUGUAUUCAGAAAGCAGCAUCUUUUUCAAUAGUUGAUCUAUUAGGUCAAGAUACUGUCUUAGUGAAACGAAUUUUGAAACGUUUACUGUCAAUUUAUAAUGAAAAACUUACAAUGAUUCCACCUGUAUUAGAUCAAUUUGAUAGAGAAGUUGAACCGGCUGUUGAUCAGUGGAAACCUCGCAGAGGGGUUGCAAUUGCAAUUGCGCAAAUAGCGCCUUAUUUUUCAGUUGAAGACGUCAAUCAUGUAAUGCAGUUUAUGGUAUCACAAGGUCUUGGCGAUCGUGAAGAAAUAGUUCAUAAAGAAAUGCUUGCUGCUUCAUUGACUAUCGUUGACUUACAUGGAAAAGAAACUAUAAUUCAUUUAUUACCAGUGUUUGAGGAUUUCUUGGAUAAAGCACCAAAAUCUCAAAGUUAUGAUAAUAUUCGUCAGGCUGUUGUAAUAUUGAUGGGAUCUCUUGCUAGGCAUUUGGAAAAGGACGAUAAACGCAUUGAACCAAUUGUACGAAGAUUAAUAACUGCAUUAUCAACUCCAUCUCAGCAAGUACAAGAAGCUGUAUCAAACUGUUUACCUCAUCUAGUUCCUUCAGUAAGAGAUGAAGCUCCAGCGAUAAUCAAGAGGUUAAUGCAAUUAUUAGUUAAAUCUGAUAAAUAUGGCGAAAGAAGAGGAGCAGCAUAUGGUAUAGCUGGUAUAGUAAAAGGAUUAGGUAUUUUAUCGCUUAAACAGUUCGAUAUUAUGUCUAAAUUAACUACUUACAUUCAAGAAAAAAAAAAUUAUAAAUCUCGCGAAGGUGCUUUAUUCGCUUUUGAAGUCCUUUGUACAACACUUGGACGACUAUUUGAACCUUAUAUUGUUCAUGUUUUACCACAUUUACUACAAUGUUUCGGAGAUUCAUCACAGUAUGUAAGACAAGCUGCAGAUGACACAGCAAAAGUUGUGAUGGGAAAGUUAUCAAAUCAUGGUGUGAAACUUAUACUGCCUGCUUUGCUUGAUGCUUUAGAUGAAGACUCUUGGCGAACAAAAACAGCUUCAGUUGAAUUGCUUGGGGCUAUGGCAUUUUGUGCUCCAAAACAAUUAUCAUCUUGCCUACCCAGUAUUGUUCCCAAGCUUAUAGAAGUACUUGGUGAUUCGCACACAAAAGUUCAGGAAGCAGGCGCUGAUGCCUUGAAAGUUAUCGGCUCAGUAAUAAAAAAUCCAGAAAUACAAGCUAUUGUUCCUGUGUUGUUAAAAGCUUUGGAAGACCCAUCUAAAAAUACUUCAACUUGUUUACAUAGUUUAUUACAAACCAAAUUUGUACAUUUCAUAGAUGCUCCGUCCUUGGCUCUGAUAAUGCCUGUUGUUCAAAGAGCUUUUAUGGAUAGAUCAACUGAAACACGAAAAAUGGCUGCUCAAAUAAUUGGUAAUAUGUAUUCUUUAACAGAUCAGAAAGAUUUAAUGCCAUACUUGCCAAGUAUUACACCGGGUCUCAAAAUGUCAUUACUGGACCCUGUCCCUGAAGUUCGGGCUGUUUCAGCGCGUGCCCUAGGUGCUAUGGUUCGUGGAAUGGGUGAAACAUCUUUUGAGGAUCUUCUACCUUGGCUAAUGCAAACUUUAACUUCGGAAUCUAGUAGUGUAGAUCGAAGUGGAGCUGCUCAAGGUUUAUCCGAAGUUGUAGGUGGGUUGGGAAUUGAGAAAUUACGUCAAAUAAUGCCGGAAAUUAUUGCAACCGCAGAAAGAAAUGAUAUUGCCCCGCAUGUAAAAGACGGUUAUAUUAUGAUGUUUAUAUAUAUGCCUAGUGCAUUUCCACAAGAGUUCACACCUUAUAUUGGUCAAAUAAUUAACCCCAUCUUAAAAGCAUUAGCAGAUGAAAAUGAGUAUGUUCGUGAUACUGCUCUUAAGGCUGGACAACGAAUUGUAAAUUUGUAUGCAGAAACUGCUGUGACACUACUCCUGCCAGAACUAGAAAAAGGAUUGUUUCACGAUAAUUGGAGAAUUCGGUUUAGUUCGGUACAAUUGCUUGGGGAUUUGCUAUAUAGAAUUUCUGGAGUUUCUGGAAAAAUGACAACGGAAACUGCUAGUGAAGAUGAUAACUUUGGUACUGAACAAUCACAUACUGCUAUAAUAAGAUUUUUAGGCGACGAAAGACGUAAUAGGGUGCUUUCUGGACUUUAUAUGGGAAGAAGUGAUGUCUCUUUGAUGGUUCGACAAGCUGCGCUACAUGUUUGGAAAGUAGUUGUUACAAAUACACCUCGAACUUUAAGAGAGAUACUACCAACUCUGUUUGGUUUAUUACUCGGUUGUUUAGCUAGUACAAGUUACGAUAAGCGUCAAGUUGCAGCGCGAACAUUAGGAGAUUUAGUAAGAAAAUUAGGAGAACGAGUAUUACCAGAAAUAAUUCCAAUUUUAGAAUGUGGAUUGAAUUCAGAGCAUGCAGAUCAACGUCAAGGUGUGUGUAUAGGCUUAUCAGAAAUUAUGGCAUCUACAUCUAAAGAAAUGGUUUUAACAUUUGUUGAUAGUUUGGUGCCAACAGUUCGAAAAGCGCUAUCAGAUCCUCUUCCUGAAGUUAGAGAAGCAGCAGCAAAAACAUUUGAAUCACUACAUUCCACUGUGGGAGCCCGUGCUUUAAAUGAUAUAUUACCAUCAAUGCUUGAGGGACUUUCCGAUCCAGAUACUACUGUUGCUGAAAAUACCUUAGAUGGUCUUCGACAAGUCAUGUUUAUAAAAUCACGAGUAGUAUUGCCCUAUUUAGUCCCUCAAUUAACUGCAGCGCCAGUUAACACUAAAGCAUUAUCUAUUUUGGUUUCUGUUGCAGGGGAAGCUCUCACUAAAUAUUUACCAAAAAUAUUAUCUGCUUUACUUCAAGCUCUUUCUGAUGCGCAAGGAACUGCCAACGAAAAUCAGGAGCUUGAAUAUUGUCAAAUUGUAAUUUUAUCUGUUUCUGAUGAAGUUGGUAUUCGUACUAUAAUGGAUACAUUAAUGGCAUCUGCUAAAUCGGAAAGCAUUCCAACACGUAAGUCUGCCUCCAGUUUACUCUCAGCGUUUUGCAUUCAUUCACCUGGUGACUAUUCUCAUUACGUACCGCAAUUAUUACGCAGUCUAUUACGAUUAAUGGCUGACUCAGACAGAGAUAUAUUGCAAAGAUCCUGGGAUGCCUUAAAUGCUGUUGUUAAAGGCUUAGACUCGGCACAACAAAUAGCUCAUGUUUCGGACGUACGGCAAGCAGUUCGAUUUGCAGCUAGUGAUCUUAAAGAAAGUGAAUUACCUGGUUUUUGCUUACCUAAAGGAAUAUCGCCAUUACUACCUGUAUUUCGAGAAGCAAUACUGAAUGGUUUACCAGAGGAAAAAGAAAAUGCAGCACAAGGAUUAGGCGAAAUUAUUGAAUUAACAAAUUCACAAUCCUUACAACCUUCAGUUGUGCAUAUUACUGGUCCUUUAAUUCGUAUACUAGGAGAUCGAUUUAAUGCUGGCGUUAAAGCUGCUGUUUUGGAGACUUUAGCCAUUUUGCUACAUAAAGUCGGAGUGAUGCUAAAGCAAUUCCUACCUCAACUUCAAACAACAUUCUUGAAAGCAUUGAACGAUCAAAAUCGAACGGUCAGAAUGAAAGCAGGAAAAGCAUUAUCUGAACUCGUUACCAUUCAUAGUCGCCCUGAUCCGCUUUUUAAUGAAAUACAUAAUAAUAUCAAAAGCAACGACGAUUCCGGUAUACGUGAAACAAUGCUACAAGCUUUAAGAAGUUUAAUAACAGCAGGCGGUGACAAGAUGUCAGAACCAUUAAAAAAGCAAGUAAAUACCACAUUACUAUCAAUGUUAGGACACCAAGAGGAUAUUACAAGAAAUUCAGUAGGUGGAUGCAUAGGUGCACUUUUAAAAUAUCUGAAAAGUGAACAGGUUGAUGAAAUUCUUAAAAAUUAUGUUUUUGUAGACGACAACGAAGACGGUCCAUAUAAACACGGCAGAACAGUUGUUUUGUUUGUAGCAUUAAAAGAAUGUCCUUCAAUUAUAGUAACACAGAAUUACACCGAAAAAAUAACAAAAAGCAUUUCUAGCAGUGUUACAUCAGACAAAGUAUCUAUCGCAUGCAACGGUGUUCGAGCAAUUACUUAUUUUAUGGAAUAUAAAUUGUCUAACAAUGAAAUUCCACCAGCCACAGUUGUGGUCACUUUUACUCGUAUUAUGAAUCAUAACAGCAAUGAAGUAAAACAACUUGUAGCUAAAUGUUGCAGUCAUCUUGCUAAAACACUAACCGUUGAUCAAAUUGUUCCUGAAGUGAUGAAGUAUAUUGUGCCUAUGUUAGUAAAUGGCACUAAAGAAAAAAAUAGUUAUGUUAAAUCGAACUCUGAAUUUGCUCUGAUAUCAAUACUACGACUACGUGAAAAUGAAAAUACAUAUGCAAAUGUUUGCCAAGUUUUAGAGCCCGGCGCAAAAGAUUCUCUCUCUGAAGUAGUAAGUAAAGUAUUACGGAAGGCGGCAAUUCAACCUGCUGGAAAAGAAGAAGAACUAGAUGACACAAUCCUGGCAUAAUUAUCAAUUUGUAUACAGUUAUUUAUAUUGUCUUCUUAUUGUCUAAAAAUAAAAAAUGCCGCAAACUAA